UUUUCAUGUCUUGAAUUUUUUCUCUAUUUCAGAAACAUGGCUCUGCAAAGGCACAUCUUUUUGGCUACAAAGCAAUACAUAUCAAGGUGCUCCAUCCUCCAAGCCAACUUGAGACAGUCAUAUUGUGAACUACGACACAAAUACAGCACAGAAGCCUCUGGAGAGAGGAAGUUCACAGACCGCCAUGAAUGGGUGGUUGUUAAAAAUAACAUUGGCACUGUAGGAAUCAGCAAAUACGCACAGGAGUCACUUGGUGAUGUUGUAUUUGCUCAGCUCCCUGAACCGGGUACAGAAAUCAAAGCGGGAGACGAGUGUGGAGCCCUCGAGAGUGUAAAGGCAGCGAGUGAGAUCUAUUCACCGGUUACUGGCACCGUUACUGAGAAAAACGCUGAGGUGGAAAGCAAACCUGGUCUGAUUAAUACCUCCUGUUACGACCAAGGCUGGCUCUUUAAACUAAAGCUGUCCGACCCCGCCGAAGUCUCUAAGCUGAUGAAUGAAGAACAGUAUGAAACGUUCCUAAAAACAGACGCAGAGAAGGACCAUUAGUGAAUGUGUUAAGGAUUUGUUUUAAUAUUUAACUUAAAUGUGAUUAGAUUUAAAUACAUAUAAAUAU
This is a messenger RNA of Cydia amplana, 613 nucleotides long. Its product is annotated as glycine cleavage system H protein, mitochondrial-like. The record is from RefSeq and is a predicted model, not a curated record. The transcript has a single exon. Lineage: Eukaryota; Metazoa; Arthropoda; Insecta; Lepidoptera; Tortricidae. Bases 37 to 546 code for a protein of 169 amino acids. Gene Ontology annotation, cellular component: mitochondrion; cytoplasm; glycine cleavage complex. Gene Ontology annotation, biological process: glycine decarboxylation via glycine cleavage system; protein lipoylation.